AUGAAGCGGCCGGGCCGGGCCGGGCUGGUCCUGGCCGCGCUCUGGCUCCUGGGGCUGGGCUCGCUGCUGGGGCUCUGGACCGGCUUGCAGCGGCCGCGGCAGCAGGAGCAGGAGCGGGAGCGGCGCUUCCCCGCGGGCACAGCCGGCUGGGGGCUGCCCCAGGAACAGCGGGGCUGGGAGCGCGGCGGCCCUGGAGCUGCGGCUCCCGCCCGCCGCCCGCCGGGGCAGGGCGAGUCCCGCGGCGCCCAGAAAACUUUCCGAGCGCUGCUCACGCUGCCGGCAGCCGGGGACAGGGGCGAGCCCCUGGAGGGGCCGGAGCAGCCCGCCCGGAGCUCGCAGCCGGAGCCCCGGCACAGCCACAACUUGCAGCCUGGUUCCAGGGAGCCGCUGGCCCGGGAGGCGCCCGCGGACCCCGCCUCCCCAGUGCAAGGCGGCAUCUUCUGGAGCCGAGCGCUGGAGCAGCAGGUGCCCCCGGGCUUCGACCCCCAGCAGGCGGCCUCGUGGUUGGAGACAGCCCGGGCGGCUCGCGUCGCCUCCCUGGAGCGGGGCGGGUGCGGCCGCAGCUCCAACCGGCUGGCCCGGCUGUCGGACGGGAGUCGCGCCUGCGUCCGCUACGGCAUCAACCCGGAGCAGAUCCAGGGCGAGGCGCUCUCCUACCGGCUGGCCCAGCUGCUGGGCAUCCAGCAGCGCCUGCCGCCCAUGACCCUGGCCCUGGUGGAAGCCCGCGGCAGGCAGUGGGGGCAGGUGCGGGACGAGCUGCGGGGCUCGCACUGGGCCGAGGGGGCGGUGGUCAGCCUCACCCAGUGGGUGGACAACUUGACCGACGUGGUGGCCCCCGCUCCCUGGAGAUCCGAGGCGGGGUCGGGCAGGAGACUGCAGCCUCUGGCCGCUGGGGAGCUGGGCGGCCUCACCCAGUCCCAGCUGGUGGAGCUGGUGCAGUGGACCGACCUGAUCCUCUUUGACUAUCUGACGGCCAACUUUGACCGGCUGGUCAGCAACCUCUUCAGCCUGCAGUGGGACCCCAGGGUGAUGCACCGGGCCACCAGCAACCUACACAGGGCACCCAACGGGGGCCUCGUCUUCAUAGACAACGAGGCGGGCCUGGUGCACGGCUACAGGCUCCUCUCCAUGUGGGACAAGUACAACGAGCCCUUGCUCCGCUCCGUGUGCAUCUUCCGGGAGGCCACUGCCCAGCGGGUGCGGGACCUGCACCGCCUGCAGAACGCAGCCUCGGAGCUGCUGAGACUCUACCGGACUCACGAACCCCUCUCCGGCCGGCUGGGCUUCCUGUCCGAGCAGCAGGCGCAGCUGCUGCAGGGCAGGAUAGACUUUGUCCACAAGCACAUUUUGCACUGCAAAGCCAUGGCCACUUCACUGUGAUCAGUUUGUCUCUACUGUCCUGUAUUUAUGUAACCCGAGAGUGAAAAGUGGGUUUUCCCCACUAACCGUUUUGCAGUUGUAACAUGUUCUGGGACUCUCUAAAUAGGAGACUAAAAUCAUUCAUUCAGGAACCAGUUUCCUCAUGGGAAGGAGGAAUAAGCUAGUGGGUUUAGUACAGGACUGGGACUUCCUGGUGGUGGUGUAAAGGGCCCAGCUUCCUCAUCUCUGGCUGCUGGAGUCUUUUUAAUGGUCCAUUUAGUUGAGUGCUUAAAGGACCAGUCCUGUGAGACACUGGAGUCCCCUCUGCUUUUUUUUGACCUCACAGGGAGUCGAAUGUACUCAGCUACCUAGGAGAGUCACUGGAGUAGAAUUGGGCCCUCUACAUGGCUUUAGAUGCCUCAAUUUAAUUUGAAUAUUCUUUGCCCCAUGAAUUACUGUUGUUGGCCUCUGGGAAGGGACCCUAAAACAUCUGCUUCUGCUCACUGCAUCUGUGAAGCCUGGGUGAUAAUACUUACCUGCCUGCCUGGCAGGGCUUUUGUGAGGAGUAAUUAGUUAAUGUUUCUAAAGCGUUCUGAAGAUGAAAACUGCUAUCAGUACUAUUAGAUCUCUUUGUAUUAGUUCCACACUGGGUCUCUUUCCAGAGUUUAAAAAAAAACAUGCCUCUUAAGUAUUUCCCUUAACUCACUCAGUACAACUGCCCACUUACAAGACAGUGUACAAAAGCUAUUGUCCUUAACUGGACUGGGAUCAAUUACCUUUCUCCUAAUGGAGGCAGGCAGGUAAACUUAUGUAUUUUGUUAUGAUCAUUUAUUUAAAAAAAAACCUGACAUUCAUAGACUAAGAACUGAUUGCACAGAGCAGGAGCCUUUGACUAGCAAAACUGUCCCAUCCAUGGAGGCUCUUUUCCUACUGGUGUCUCUAUCCAGAAUGGAUCUAUUAACUGUUUGUUAAUCUUGUCAAUGAAAAGUAUAUAGAGAGUCGAUAUUCCAGUGUUCGUCAUCUUUGUUGUUGGAAGCAUCUGGUUAACCUGAUUCAGGUUAUAAGUGUCUGUUAUUUCUAAUCAUUUGGUUUGAAUGCUAAAAUAACUGACUAAUGGGUGAAAAGAAAUCAUCCCAGGGUUUUAAAUACUGUUAUUGUACUAAGACUUUGGACACAUUAGUCAAAUUGGGGGAAAAUCAGUUUCAUGCACUUUACUUUGACUUUUUAUUUUUAUAGGAAGACUUUUAUUUUACAAAGUCUGCCUUUUCUGUACAUUAUAUAUAUUCAUAAGUUCUUCUGUAACAUACAAAAGAAACUGAUAUUUCAGUAAAAGGGUGUUAAUGUUUUACCUCUUUGUUCCAAAUACUUAGUUUGAAUUUAAAAAGAACAUUUAUUCUUCAGGUUUUUUCCAAAGAGAAAUAGAGCCUGAUUCACUAGUACUACUCCUGAUGUAUACUAGGUUAAGAAAGAGAAGAAUCAGGCCUUCCAACUUUCCUUUUUCUUCCUUUCCUAAAACCAAUUUACUUAUUUUAGUGCAAGUUGGUAUGUGAACAUUCUUAUUUUGGAAUAACAGUUCCUGGUACUGGCCUUAGUGAAAUGUGUUUACCCCCCCUCUUCCUCUGAAAUAACUAAAUCAGUUUCUUGACAUUAACUUGCUUAAGUCAGCACAAGUAUGAUGUAGACAACCUCAUCAUAUGUUCAGAUAGUGUGCCAACCUGUUACUGCAAGCUCAAGCACUGCUAUAACAAAAGCAUCCCUUGUGGUGUCAGUCCGUUAUCAAUAGGUGGUACUUUAUACUAGCUUUCUAUCCUUUGUGUUUUGACUUUAUUCAUCCUGUAUUCACAGUUAGGGACUAACUCCAAUCACAGCACCAGAAAGCUUGUCCAACAAACCAUAUAAUUUAGCAGAUUUCCAUUGCACUGUCAUAAAUUUGUUGGGAUUGGGUGUACAAACUAAAAGAAAAAUUAUACAACUGUCAGUUGGGUUUUUUUGUUUGUUUGUUUUUACCAAAAAACAACUUGUAACAGCAUUACUGACACAAUAAUAGACAGUCAAGACACAAAAUAAAGGUCAAAGUUGGGGUAGGAAAUAAGACAAAUUAAACCUUCUCUUUAAACCCCCGAUACAAACUAUGAUGCGAUCAAACAGGAAUACAAUCUCAUCCACAUCUGGACAGGCAUCUCUUUGUUGAUUCAAUGCUGCAGUGUGUUGAUUGGAAGCCAGAUAAGUAGGUGCUUUCACUGUUAUUUGGAGCAUUAAAUUUCCCAUGAAUUCUGUGAGUACUGCAUACGUGCACAUUUAUACUGGGAGACAGUCUUUCAUAUCUGUUAAUAAUUUAUGCAGGCUAACCCUCACAGCUGAACAGUUUUCUUUGACAGUUUAUUCUUUUAAUUUUUGUAAGGCAAGAAAACAGUUUUACAAACAUACGAAUAAACUUGGUAACAGUUACAAUGUGUAGUGCUCUUUACCAAGUAUAUUUUUUAAAUCUUGCAGCUGCCCCAACAUCAGCUUCCACUUAACUGCUUUAACUGACAAGGCUCUUUAUUUAACUUGUAUUUAUAGCUCUCAGCAUUUAUCUCUCAAUACAAUGCACAAAAUCCCAUGGUGUCCCUUUUCUAUUUACAUGACAAUGUACAAUUUAACUGUGUAAUUCUUAAUUCUUCUUUAGCGCUUUUUGUCAGCAUUACUUUGUAGCUCUCUCAGAUGCAAGGUUUCAGUUGUGUUCACCUAAUGAAAAUACAUCUAAAUAAUAAACCAGUGUCAUAAAUUUUAAACCACAGUGAAGAGCGAACUGCUGUGCCACAAACAUCUAAGGUUUCAUUUCUGUUUAGUAAGUAUUUCUGUAAGUAUCAGCACAACUGCAGUUUUGACUGUUAAUGGGCAAUAUAUCUUCUUUGCAACGUCUUUAGAACCAGACCCUAGAUAAUUACACUUUUCAAGAAGAAACAUGAUUUUCUAUUUGAUGAUUGGUAAUAUAUAGGUUGCAUGUUAGAAGAUGGGGAUAGUUAUAGGCUAAUGAUGCUAGAGAUAAAUCUGCAAGCAACUGGAAGAAAUGAGCUUAUUCAAUGAGGAUAUAGAAAACCAGCUUGAUUGGAUUAUGACACUUUACUGUGUGCUUUAUGUGCUUCAGGAAAAUACUAAGAGCCUCAAUGCAUUUGAUUUGGCUGAUCUGUCUCUGCUAGAAAAAGCUUUGAAUUAGCAUCAAUUUAAGGAAGAUUAAGGCUAUGUUUAACUCUUCUGUUCAGUUUCUUUAAGGCAGAAUAGUCACUUGUAAAUGCUUGGUCUGCUACAUUCUUUGCAUUCUUUCUCAACUUUAUAUGUUAGCUGAUGUCUGACUGUCUCAAACCAGAACAAAGAGGUGAACAACUUUUAAAUUUUUUUUGUGCCCAAUUCUCUUCUAAUUUACACCAAUUUAGCUCCUUUUUCCCCCAUGGAGUUACUCCUUAUUUUCACCAGUAAGAGCGGUGACUCAGGCCCUUCCUGGUUUUGGUUGGUGUACAAUGACCAGAAGACUUAACAACCAGGGAGUUCGAAAUAAUUUCUAUGUGCAGCUAAAUAAUUAUAUGCCACUGGGGUUUCUGAUUCUGAUCAUACACUGCUGUAGCUUAGAAACAAUUUAACUGGAUGUCAAAGGAAUCACACUCGUGUAAAUGAGUUUAGAAUGAGGCCUGGGGAUUUUAGGCCUUAGUUCAGCAAAACACUUAAGCAUGUACUUAACGUUAAGCAUUUAGCAGUCCCAUUGAAGUCAAUGUAACCACCUGCAUGCUUAUGGGCUUAUUUGGUUUGCUGCACUGGGUCCUUAAUUAAUUGUCAAUUGUUACAUAUAACUGGUAGGAAAAGAUAGUCUGAAAAUGGCUGUAGAUUUCAGAAUGUGAAACACACCCCCUUUAAUCCGUUAUCUCAGAACUCUCCUGUCUGAUUAUCUUCAGAAUUCCUUCCCCCAAAGUCUCCUCUAACUGGAGUCUAAGAGCAUGAGUCUCCUGUCAUAUAGUUUACUCCAUGAACAUAAAUGGAGUUACUCUCAAUUUACACCAGUGUGAGUGGAGAAUCUGGUCCUAGAUUCUUUUCAGGCAGAGGUGGGGUUACUCGUGGACUUUAGAGUGAGGAUAUUACAGCCAGACUUGUAAGGGAAAGUGAGUCAUUGCUUAGCCCUCGCAGUGCAGUGAGCAUCAGAAUCUCAUUGAAUUUAAUAGGCUGCCCACCGAGUGAACAGAGCCAGACUGAGAUUAGGUGGACAAAUGUGCCUGCCACCUCUAGAGUAUAUCCCUGGCACAGGAGCUGGUAGAAAUGGGCACAGCUCCUUUGUUCAAGGUCAGGUCAUCCCAUUUGAAGAUCAUGCCAGUAACUUAGGCCUAGUGCUAAACAUAGAGUUAUGUUUUGAUUCAGUAGGUUACAUCACACCCUUAAUACCACUAGCAUAGUUUUGUGGUUUAUUUUCCUUUGAGGGUUUUUUAUUAUAAUAGUAUUUAGAAUUUGCUCACUGCCAUGCUGGGUGGUCACUAGCUUGGAUGUGAGAUCAUAUUAAGACUUAAUCCAAUUGUGUAUGUUAUUCCUGCUUUGCGACCACAGCAUAAAAUUUAACUGCUCCUUUAGAGCCAUGCACUCUGGAUUGAAUGCUGCGAAGCUCUGGCAAUAAUAGCAUAGACUUUAUAAUAAGCAGCUCCUGCUGAGGUCUGAAUGACACUUCGGAUUGGUAAUGAACUAUAAAACCUUUUUCCUUUGAGGUCACUAGUUUUAAUGCAGUUCAGGGCUGUAACAACUAAGGUUUUGUCUAUGCUGGGGAUUUGUCCUGGUUACAGCCAUCAACAGUCAGCCACUGAUGUAGCUGCACUGGUGGAAAUCCCUAUUGUAGACAGGCAAAGCAAUUUGUACUGGUGCAGGUCACCCUGGUUUCAGUAUGGGGUAAAUUGUACCAAUUGAAAGCACAGGGUUUUGCCUCAGUGCAGCUAUCCCAGUGGUUGAAAUCCCAGUGUAGACAAAGCCUCAAAAGCUGUGACCUUGUGAACGGCCUUGUUGAAAGGAAUUAGUGGCCUCGGUUUGGUUCCCAGCAGAAAUGUGUCCCCAUCACAAAAACAACUGCUGCCAGUUGGAAACUGUGUGGCACUCUCAGCAGAGAGGGCAAGGAGUGAAUGGAUGAUUGAACCUGAUCUCUCCCUCCCAGGCUGUAAAGGGUUACAAAUAUUUGGUCAUUUCAUUCUGGAGCAUUUCACAACCCAGAAAUCCCAUUUUUCAGGAAACUUUCAAAUGGGGCAAAACCGGAAUUCAACCUUUUGCACAUUUUGCUAUGAAAAUUGAUUUGUAUUUUUCACUUGGCCAAUAGAUCUACAUUGGAGGGAAAAUAGACUCAUUUUCAUUUUUUGUCAUUGUUGAGCAAAACACUUGGGCCACUGUGAAUACGUGAAGUGAAAUGCAGACAACCAGGCACAUCUCUACCCCCUUUCUCUCCUGAAGUUGGCCUCUCCAUGUCAGAAUUGAGACAGGUUGGCAGAGCACAGUGUGAAAGCUUGCACUGCUGCUGCCCAUGCUGCAGAUAAAUAGAGAACUUCCGUCGAGAGCUGCUAGUGUUUAACUGCUGUUAAAUUACCACACACAAAAUAGGUCAUUGUCAUCAGAAGCUAUUAGAACUCUACAAAUUUCAGUUCUCUUUACCACUUAACUGUCUAGGAAUAGGCUAAAUCCCUUUUAUAUUUUGGCAAAAAGGAUGCUCUGCUGCUGGUCUCCACUAGGUGCAAGAUAGAGGAUUUUUGUUUAGAAGAUGUGUCUUACUGCUUAGUACUCUGCCUGUGUGAGCAGGGAACAUUGCUGAGAGCAUGGGUCUGGGACUCGGGAGAUCCAGAAUGCUAAACCCCAGCUUUGUUUCAGACUUCCUAUGUGACCUAUUCUAGUUAGGUUUUUAUACUGUGCCUGUCAGUGUAGUAUCUGACCCUGUGCAUGUCACUUAACCUCUCUCAGCCACAGCUUUCCCAUCUGUAAAAUGAGGAUUGUCAUACUAAGAUGUUGUGAGAAUUAAUUCACUAACAUUUCCAAAGCACUUAGAGACCCUCAAAUAGAAGGUGCUAUAGAAAGACAAAGCAUUAUUAUCAAUUGAAUAAUGUAUUUUCACUUUAGAUUUUUAGAAGCUUUCCCCAAAGUGACAAACCUCUCCAUCCAGAUCCAAUGAAAUAAUCUCAUUGUCACAACAGAGAGUAUUCUGAUCAAGCUGUGCUCCAGAAUGGAGUCUGCUCUUCUGCAAUAUGCAGCACUUCAGUGGGGCAGGACAAACAAGAAGGGUGUGUAUGCUCCAGCACUUAAAAGGAGCAGGAAUAGAUGUGGGAUUGCAUUGCAGCUGCAGCAAAAGGACCCAGCCCCUGUGCUGCUAUGUGGACCCAGGACAUCCUGAUGUUCAAUUGAUAGUGACUUUUGAGUUCCAGCAGCACAGAAGACCAUAACUGGGAUCAACCAAAAGGCUAACAUUUUAUUUUAUUAACUAGAGGUUUUAUUAGCUAGAGGUUAGAUUUGAAAUGAUUCAUUUUAUUGCUUGUUUUUUUAAUCCCUUUGUCCCCCACCCCCCUCCUCUAAUUCAAAAGUGGCUGAGUGAUUUUAUCUCAAAAUGUGCUCCAUUUUAAACAAAACAAAAAGCCACCCUCCCAAAAAAGCCUAUUGAUUCCACCGCUGAGAUCUUGCAAAAUCCCCUGAAAGUGAGGACAGACAGGCACUUAGCUAAAGUGGUAUUAACACACUAAUAGCAUUAAUGUAGCACAUAAUAGAGAAAGGAGUGAAUACAUUUUACACUGGUAUCUCAAAUGUAGCACAAAAGAAGUGUGGUUUAUUUCUGCAUAUCUGUAAAUUUCAGUUG
Molecule: messenger RNA, 8194 nt
Organism: Mauremys reevesii (Reeves's turtle)
Lineage: Eukaryota; Metazoa; Chordata; Testudines; Geoemydidae
Gene: FJX1
Product: four-jointed box kinase 1
Biological process (GO): cell-cell signaling
Source: RefSeq, a predicted model, not a curated record